Molecule: messenger RNA, 915 nt
Organism: Acanthisitta chloris (rifleman)
Lineage: Eukaryota; Metazoa; Chordata; Aves; Passeriformes; Acanthisittidae
Product: proto-oncogene Mas-like
Exons: 1
Coding region: 1-915 (304 amino acids)
Biological process (GO): G protein-coupled receptor signaling pathway
Cellular component (GO): membrane
Molecular function (GO): G protein-coupled receptor activity
Source: RefSeq, a predicted model, not a curated record
AUGGACUAUGGUGAUGGACACAACGGGACCAGGUGCUUUGCAGAGUACAUCCCUGAGAUCAUCACUGGCAGCAUCACACUGCUCACCUGCCUGUGUGGGCUGGUGGGGAAUGGGGCCAUCCUCUGGCUUCUGAGCUUCCACAUCCACAGGAACCCCUUCAGUGCUUACCUGCUCAACCUGGCUGUGGCUGACACUUGCUUCCUGCUCUGCACCUUCAUCUUCCUUGUCAUGUACCACAUGCCCAUGCUCAGCUGCUUCCAGACAGAGAUUUCGGGGGCUUUGCCGCUGUUCCACUCCAUGGUUCUGCUCACCUACAGCACCAGCCUCUACCUCCUCACAGCCAUCAGUGUGGAGAGGUGUGUGGGUGCCCUCUGGCCCUUCUGGUGCCGAUGCCACCGCCCAAGGCUCCUGUCACCCAUGGUGUGCAGUCUGCUGUGGGCCCUUGCCUGUGUACUUGCCGGGCUGGUGUACUUUGUGUGUGACCUGGGUCACUCUGAGCACUGCCGGGUGGUUCUGGGAACAUUGUGCUUCCUCAAUUUCUGCCUUUUCACUCCCUUUAUGGUUGUUUCCAACGUGAUUGUCUUCAUCAAGCUAAGGCAGAGCUCUUGGCAACAGCACCCAGUGAGGCUGUAUGCUGUGAUCUUCCUCACGGUGUUCUUCUUCCUCCUCUUUGGCAUCCCACUCAGCAUCGAGAUAUUCCUCAACUUCUUUGCCUACAUUAAUUUUGUCUUUGAGAUCUGCCUGUCACUGGCGUCUGCCAACAGCAGCAUCAAUCCUGUUAUUUAUGUCCUGGUUGGAAUCUAUGGGAAGCCCAGGCUCAGGUCAUCCAUCAAAGUGGCUCUCCAGAGGGUAUUUGAAGACAGGACAGAUUCCCAAGAGGUGGGUGAGGCACCUGUGAUGAGAACUGCUGCCUAA